AUGGAAGUACUCAUCAUCCUCGAAUACGACUCGCAUCAUUUGCGGACCGCCUUUGCUGGCAUCCCUGGUCAUCAUGGCUUCCCGGUUGGUGCCAUGCGGUUGGAGUCAGGGGAGGAGGGAGAAGGUGGUGAAUGUCCUCAAGGAACAGCCACAGAUGUCAGGACAAAUGUAGAUGAUGAGAAGGGAGAAGGGGAGGUGGUUAAGCCAUCAGCAACCAUUGAUGAAUUUGAUUCAUCAGAUGAAGAAGACUUGAGGAAUACUGUUGGCAACAUUCCUAUGGAGUAUUAUCAACACUUUGUUCACAUUGGCUAUGACCUGGAUGGGAAGAAGAUCAUUAAGCCGAAGAAAAAGGAUGAACUGGAUCAUUUCCUGCAGAUGAUGGAAGAUCCUGAAUUCUGGCGAACUGUGGAAGAUAAGUCUACUGGUCAGGACGUGCGCUUGAGUGAAGCUGAUGUCCGUGCCAUCCACCGCAUGCAGAAGAACAAGAUCCCAGAUGAAACGUAUAACCCAUACGAGCCAUGGGUUGAUUUCUUCACGAAUAAGGUGAUGCAGACAUCAGUGACAGCUCACCCACCGCACAAGCGUUCCUUCAUCCCAUCUCUCAUUGAGCGACAGAAGGUUGGAAAAAUGGUGCAUGCCAUCAAGAUGGGUUGGAUGAAGCCUCAGUCUGACAAGAAGGAGGCAGUUGAGAAAUAUGGACCCGUGAUGGUUUGGGAUUCUAACAGUCACGCAGAGGAGAUGCGUCGCAUCCAUAAUCAUAUCCCUGCACCGAAACUGAAGCUUCCAGUCCAUGCAGAGUCUUAUAAUCCUCCUCCUGAGUAUCUUUUUGAUGAGGAUGAAAUGAAGAAAUGGGAAUCUUUAGAAGAAGAGCCAUGGAGACGCAAAUAUGAUUUUGUGCCCCAAAAAUAUUCAUCACUGCGCCAAGUUCCAUCAUAUGAUCGCUUCAUUAAGGAACGAUUUGAAAGGUGUUUGGACUUGUACUUGGCACCGAGAGCUCGUCGGAUGCGACUCACGAUCCAACCAGAAGACUUGGUUCCUCAACUGCCGAAGCCACAAGAACUUCACCCGUUCCCAGUUGUCCAGUCGCUGGUGUAUGAAGGCCAUUCCAAUAUGGUUCGUUCGGUAUCUGUGGAACCAUUGGGACAGUUCUUGGCAUCUGGUUCUGAUGAUGGAACUGUGCGAGUGUGGGAGAUCCAGACAGGAAGGUGUCUCAAAGUUUUUGAAAUGGGAGGGGUAGUGAAGUGUGUGGCUUGGUGUCCUAACACAUCCGUCUGCCUCCUGGCCAUCACUGUAGAUAAUGAUUGUGUGAUUUUGAAUCCUGGUGUAGGAGAUAAGUUGGUGGUGAGUGACACAGAUCAUUUGGUUGGGAUUGGAACUGCUCCUGAUCAGGGUGAAUAUCUUGUUCCGGAAAGGAUUCAGGCUGUUGUCAAAUGGGAGUCGCCCUCGGAUGAGCAAAGGGAUGUAGGAUAUCGAGUGAUUAUCAAGCACUUUAAACCUGUCAGGCAGGUGUCAUGGCAUGGGAAGGGUGAUUAUUUUGCCACCGUGAUGCCUGAAGGCCUUAACCGAGCUGUUCUUAUACACCAAUUAUCAAAAUGGCGGUCCCAGCUCCCAUUCCAGAAAGCAAAAGGCCUGGUUCAGUGCAUCCUGUUUCACCCCAUUCGGCCAUAUCUGUUUGUUGCCACCCAGCGAUAUGUCCGUGUGUAUAAUCUGGUGAAACAGGAACUGACCAAGAAGCUCCUGACUGGGGUAAAGUGGAUCUCGAGCAUGGCUGUUCAUCCAGGAGGGGACAACAUUGUUGUUGGAACCUAUGAUUCCAGGUCCCUCUGGUUUGACCUUGACCUCUCAACCAAGCCAUACAAGGUUCUGCGUCACCAUCGCAAGGCUGUCCGAUCUGUUGCCUUCCAUCGCAAGUACCCCCUUUUUGCAACAUGCUCUGAUGAUGGAGCUGUCAUCAUCUGUCAUGGAAUGGUGUAUAGUGACCUCCUUCAAAAUCCUCUGAUCGUCCCUGUCAAGAUCCUGCGAGGGCAUACCCUGUAUGAUGACUUCAGCGUUCUUGAUUGUUGCUUUCAUCCCAUUCAACCUUGGAUUUUUUCCAGUGGUGCCGACUUCACCAUUCGUCUCUUCACUUGA
Molecule: messenger RNA, 2130 nt
Organism: Darwinula stevensoni
Lineage: Eukaryota; Metazoa; Arthropoda; Ostracoda; Podocopida; Darwinulidae
Source: the annotation of a GenBank genome assembly